This is a messenger RNA of Cuscuta epithymum, 3616 nucleotides long. Lineage: Eukaryota; Viridiplantae; Streptophyta; Magnoliopsida; Solanales; Convolvulaceae. The record is from the annotation of a GenBank genome assembly.
UUGAAAGGUCAGUAGCAAUUACCGGCCGAGAAUCACCCGUCCCCGUCUUUAUCUACAAACUGAAGAGGCGAAACUAUUUUAUUCUCCUUUCCCCCCAAUUCCCCAAAGAUCCAAUUUUUAUGUAUAUGCAUAUUCAUUCCUUAUAAUUACUACUGAACUAUUACGGAAUAUUAUUUUAUCAAUUACCGAAAAUAUGAACAGGUGAACAAUUGCAAGUGUGUGACUCAAAACUUCUCUCAACUGUUUCCUCCUCUCAUACCAAUAGUUUUUUAACCUUAUCAUGGAAUCUUCUACCUCUCCAGAUUUUGGUUUGAUCUAAGGUUUUUGGUAUUCUUGAUUUUCUGCGAAUGUGGGCCGUGUAAUCUGGGCUUGAUCCAAGAUUUUUUGACACAUUUCGAGCUAAACCUGGGUGGCACUGAUUUGAAUUUGAUCGACCUGGGAUUUGGAUAUAGUGAUUAAUAUAUGCAGAUAGUUAGUUACAUUGAUAGGGAAAAGAGAAAAAGAUUCAUUCUUUUCUCUUCAGAGGAUUCAGAUAGGGAUAGUUAGUUACAUUGAUAGGGAAAAGAGAAAAAGAUUCAUUCUUUUCCCUUCAUUCUUUUGGGUUUGUGGAAGUUAGGUAGGUUUUGGGGGUUGGAAUCAUGGGCUGUAUGUGCGCAAAGGGGGUAGUAUCAGGACAUAAGCUACCAGGGAAACGUGGUACGGGGAAGGAGAGAGAACCCAAAAUACUGUCUUCAAAACGGUCCAGUUCAUCUUAUAGAAAGGAGAAAGUAGUUAUGGAGGUUGAUAAUGGCAGUAAUGAGGUCACUACCCCGUUAAUAUCACCACAUGCUAGUUUGGAUGAGCUGAAGCCUGUUGGAAUAUAUACUCAAAUGAGCAGGCCCAUUAUAGAUGAUGGAGGGACCGGCGGGGUGGAAGUGUCACAUCAGUUGACAGACUGUGUGUUUGGCGUGAGGAAUGGAGUUGAUGGUGCUCAAGUUGCUGCGGGAUGGCCUUCAUGGUUAACUGCUGUGGCAGGGGAAGCUAUCAACGGGUGGGUCCCUAGAAAAGCGGAUUCAUUCCAGAAAUUAGAUAAGAUUGGUCAAGGGACAUAUAGCAGUGUGUAUAGAGCUCAUGACCUCGAAGCUAAAAAAGUAGUCGCCUUAAAGAAAGUACGGUUUGUGAACAUGGAUCCAGAGAGUGUUCGUUUUAUGGCAAGAGAGAUUAUUAUACUACGUAGGCUGGACCACCCUAAUGUGAUGAAGCUUGAAGGUCUAGUGACUUCCCGAGUUUCGGGACAUUUGUAUCUUGUGUUUGAAUACAUGGAACAUGAUCUUGCAGGUCUAGUGUCAUCUCCAGCAAUCGGGUUUACAGAGUCACAGAUAAAGUGCUAUAUGCAACAACUGUUUCAUGGGCUUAAACACUGCCACAGCCGUGGGGUUUUGCAUCGUGACAUAAAGGGUUCAAAUCUUUUGAUUGACAACAAUGGUAAUCUCAAGAUUGGCGAUUUCGGACUUGCAACAUUUGUUAGUACCAAUCAGCCACUGACAAGUCGUGUUGUCACUUUGUGGUAUCGGCCACCAGAACUCUUGCUUGGUGCCACUGACUAUGGAGUAGCAGUGGAUUUGUGGAGCUCAGGUUGCAUCCUUGCUGAAUUAUUUGCUGGAAAACCUAUUAUGCCUGGAAGAACUGAGAUCCUGGGGUGUAUGUUUGGUUCGGCUGACUCUGCUACAGAAAAUUUCGAGUCUAUUUCAUCUCUUUUAUUCCAAGAAAACCCGAACAAUUUAGGGGACGCCUUAGGGUUGACUGAGGAGGCCUAUGUGAGAAACAUUGAGGAGGGUGUUGUGGAAUCAGAUGGUAAAGUAGAGGAGCAAGGUUGCGACACGGAUCAAGGUUGAACAACUGCAUAAAAUCUUUAAACUCUGUGGUUCACCAUCUGAUGAAUACUGGACAAAAUCAAAACUGCCACACACAACCAUUUUCAAACCUCAGCAACCUUAUAAACGUCGGGUUGCUGACACAUUCAAAGAUUUCCCUCAUUCGGCAUUAUCCAUUCUGGAGUCUCUUCUUGCUUUUGAACCUGAGUGUAGGGGUUCUGCAUCCUCAGCUCUUCAAAUUCUAUCUUGCCCGCUAAUGAUCAAAACGGACCAGAAGUGGCAAGAAAACCAUAAUUGUUCGUGAAAAGUGUUCUUCACAACACAACCUCUUCCAUGUGAUCCAUCUUCUUUGCCAAAGUACCCGCCAAGCAAGGAAUUUGAUGCCAAGAUGCGUGAUGAUGAAGUGAGACGGGUUGGCCGCUACGCUCCGCUAUCCGUGAUUGACAACACUGCUAGUUAAAAAUCCAAGCAAACACCUGGCUGUAAUAAGGAUGCCAAAGUGUCUAAAGCUUUGCCAGCACCAGAUGCCAACCUUGAGUUGAGAUCAUCCUUGCAGAACUUCCAAGGGCAGUCAAACUCCAAGUGUGUCAGCGAGCAGUAUGAUCCCGCAGAAAGGGGUAGUUCAGUCUUUCCGGAUGUGCCGUCUAGAGGCUCUUUACAUGGUGAUCAUUUUGCGGGUCACGGGGGAUGGCACAAGGUUGGUUCUCUGGGCUAUGGUGCAGAGCUGAGAACACAGAGAUCAUACAGACCUCAGGGAGGAGGAGCUGAGCUAUCCCGAUUCUCAAAUUCAAUGGCAGCUAGUUGUGGUAGUUCUAGAUUUCAUCUCACCAAAGAUGGUGGCAUCCAAUCACAUUGGCCCAAUAAGCAGUUUGGAAAAAAAUAUAACCCAUUAAAUGAUCCAGAGUCUUCUCAUUCUUUGCUUGGGAUAAGAGGAAAUCACGGCUCCAAAAAGGACACACAUCCACCUAGAAAGGAGUAUACAAUGGGUUUUGGUUCAAAGGGUGCCCGAAUGCACUACUCUGGCCCUUUGCUUACACCAGGAGGAGACAUAGAAGAAAUCCUUAAGGAGCACGAGAAACAAAUCCAAAAUGCAGUCCGCAAAGCUCGUCUCAAUAAUACCAAACCAACACGAGUAUACAAUGACCAAACAUCAUCUCUACUGCAUUAUGUGGGGACAACAGGACGGUGAGGCAAAGCAAUACACAGUGUUUGGAUAAGAAGAAUUUGCAUAGUGCAGUGACAAAUGUUCAAAGGGGUAAAAAAUUGAUUGCCUGGUUGGGAGAACUUCUCUUUUGUACAGUGUAUGGUUUGAUAUCCCUUUUGUAUUAAGGAGAUGAUGAGUCAGGUCGCUUCCAAAAGUGCAUAUGAGGAUUGUACAUAUAGAGCAAGGGGCGGCGGGGGCACAACAUAUUCGUGGUAUAGGAGGCUGGUGUGCACCAAGCGUCAGAUUUCCCAAUCUUUGAUGUAUUGUAUAUUUGUUGAUCACAGCUUGCAGUUUUUAUUGGAAGAUGUUAGGUCAGCAUCUGGGAACCUGGCAGUGUGAUGAACAGAAGGAAAUAUCUUCUACUGAGUAGUUUACAAUCUUUACUUCGUCAUUCCUUGCCCCUGUGAUUUUGUUCAUGGAGUUGAUGCUAACUAUGCCGUUUAAAAGAAAAGAUACAUGAGAUCCUCUAAAUAUGCCGUUUAAAAUUGGGAAAAAUUGCAUUUAUAUAAGUAGAAAUUAUCCUAAAUAGGAUUAAAAAAGUUUGUAAAUUCUAAAAUAG